This is a messenger RNA of Ziziphus jujuba (common jujube), 805 nucleotides long. RefSeq lists its product as uncharacterized. Bases 329 to 679 code for a protein of 116 amino acids. The transcript is spliced from 6 exons. Gene Ontology annotation, biological process: DNA-templated transcription; termination of RNA polymerase I transcription. Lineage: Eukaryota; Viridiplantae; Streptophyta; Magnoliopsida; Rosales; Rhamnaceae. The record is from RefSeq and is a predicted model, not a curated record. Gene Ontology annotation, molecular function: nucleic acid binding; DNA-directed RNA polymerase activity; zinc ion binding. Gene Ontology annotation, cellular component: RNA polymerase I complex.
AUAGAAAUAUUUUCAUUUUCUUAUGAACCAUGGAAAAAAGAAAAUUCAAAAAAUAAGAAGAAGAAGAUUCUUGAGAAAUUGGGCUGUGGGCUUUAACUUCGUCGCGUUCAGGGGCCUGUGGACUGGUGAGAGUGUGCGAGACCCGAGACAAUCAUCACCUAGCCGGGUUAGGCCUGGUUUCAACUGAAACAGUUUAUAAGGUUAGGGUUUAUCAGAGGUACCAAAGAAACAACGAGGGUUUUAUCAAGGCUAACGACGGUUGAAGAAAUAACUGAUACCUCUAAAAUCCAGCCAAGAGCUGCAAAAGGUUCACUAUUGAGACAUAUAAAUGGCGUAUUCCCAUGGGCGCGAUUUCCUCUUCUGCAACUUGUGUGGGACAGUUUUAGCAUUUGGUUCGACUAAACAUGCCCAAUGUCCCUUAUGCAAGUCUAAACAAAAAUUGAAAGAUAUCAUUGGAAGAGAAAUAUCUUACACUGUCACGGCUGAGGAUAUUAGAAGGGAGCUUGGUAUAGUACUAAUUGGUGAAGAAAAAGUGGAGUUGUCAAAGAUAAAAAGAAGAUGUGAAAAAUGCGGUCACGAUGAGGCUUCAUAUUAUACGAGACAGAUGAGAUCAGCAGAUGAAGGUCAAACCACAUUUUAUACAUGUACCAAAUGCCAACAUCAGUUUCAAGACAAUUAAUAUCGUAUUGUCAUGUUUUUUCUUAUAAGAAACAUUAUACUUAUUAUCAAAUAUUCCUUUGAAUGAAAUUGCUUGGCCUUUCAAGCCAAAAAAAAAAAAAAGGAAAUUGCUUGGCCUUUUCCACAA